UUGGGGCGCGCGCGCGCGCGGAUCCUAGCUCCUUUCCUUACCAGACUGCCAUGGAGAAGCUGACGCUUCCUCCCCGCGGCGCGGCAGCGGUGGACGAGUACCUGGAGUAUCGGAGAAUUGUUGGAGAAGAUGAUGGAGGAAAGCUUUUUACACCUGAAGAAUAUGAGGAAUACAAAAGAAAAAUUUUACCUAUCCGCUUACAGAACAGGUUAUUUGUGAGCUGGCGGUCUCCAACAGGAAUUGAUUGCAAGCUUGUUGGCCCAGAGACACUGUGUUUUUGUACACAUAGAUAUAAACAACAUAAAACUGACUUUGAAACGAUUCCACAGCAGCGCCCCAUUGCCCUGCCAUGCCGAGUGAGUGGCUGCCCAUGCAGGGCUUACCAUUACGUCCCUCUGAAUGGUACCCAACCGAUUCGCUGCAGGUGCAAACACUUUGCAGACCAGCAUAGUGCUGCACCUGGUUUUGCAUGUAACACAUGUUCCAAGUGUUCAGGAUUCCAUAGCUGCUUCACUUGUGCUUGUGGUCAGCCGGCAUAUGCUCAUGAUACAGUGGUGGAAACAAAGCAGGAAAGAUCAGCCCAGGGAAAACCAGUGGGACAGGAUGUUCCUUAUGCAGCCAUGGGAGGGUUAACUGGUUUCAGCUCAUUGGCAGAGGGCUACAUGCGGCUGGAUGACAGUGGCAUCGGCACACCUUCAGCUGAACUUUUAGACUCUCCGGUGACAUCCAUGGACCACCCAUUUCUAACAGCAUUUCAAGCUUCAUCUGCUUCUCCAAAAACACCAACAGCAGGUACAAGUAGCCAAGUUUCUUCCUUAAGGAGGCCAGAAGAGGAUGAUAUGGCUUUCUUUGAAAGACGAUACCAGGAAAGGAUAAAAAUGGAAAAGGCUGCUAAGAACAAAGGAAAAGCUCCGUUGCCAUCAACUACAAAACCUUCAUGAAGUCUGGACAAUUAAAGCCAUCAUCCAAAUAUUACCUUUUUCAUGAUUAUUUAAAUAUAAUAAUAGAGUUUAUUUUCUCUGUUACUUUUUA
This is a messenger RNA of Octodon degus (degu), 1032 nucleotides long. RefSeq names its product family with sequence similarity 221 member A (gene Fam221a). The transcript is spliced from 7 exons. The coding region runs from base 51 to 941 and encodes 296 amino acids. Lineage: Eukaryota; Metazoa; Chordata; Mammalia; Rodentia; Octodontidae. The record is from RefSeq and is a predicted model, not a curated record.